Messenger RNA from Cygnus olor (mute swan), 1268 nucleotides. RefSeq names its product BLOC-1 related complex subunit 5 (gene BORCS5). The coding region runs from base 16 to 951 and encodes 311 amino acids. Gene Ontology annotation, biological process: positive regulation of anterograde synaptic vesicle transport; lysosome localization; organelle transport along microtubule. The record is from RefSeq and is a predicted model, not a curated record. The transcript is spliced from 5 exons. Gene Ontology annotation, cellular component: cytoplasmic side of lysosomal membrane; BORC complex; synaptic vesicle membrane. Lineage: Eukaryota; Metazoa; Chordata; Aves; Anseriformes; Anatidae.
GGGAGGGACGGACGGAUGGGAUGGAGGGAGAGAGGGAGGGAUGCCAGCGCCGCCCCCUGCCCGCUCGCUCCCCCCCAGCGCACGCACACGGCCGCGGCGGGUCCGUCCGUGCCCGCGGGGGGCAGAGGGGUUCGGCCCAAAUUCCUGCGGGGCUACUGCACGCGUGGGGCUCCCCCCCUUUUCUCUCCCUCCACGCCGUUUUUGGGGAGCAGCGCGGCUCGGAGAGACGCCGGCCCGGCAGGGACGGGACUACUUUCGGGCACGGAGCGGCGGCACAAAGGCGGCAGCUCCUCCUCCUCCUCCUCCAGAAUAUGUUGCCUGGUGCCCAGGAUGAGAACUGCAUUUCUUUGUGCUGAAAACAUCCUUACAACAAAAACUUCACAGAGGAGAAGGUGCUUGAGUUCAGCUGAGCAUACAGCGUCUCCAUCUCCAGCCAAGCAACGAGCAAAAAUGGAUGACAUUGUGGUGGUAGCCCCAGGAACACAAUCCUCCCGGAACGUGAGCAAUGAUCCAGAUGUCAUAAAACUGCAGGAAAUUCCAACUUUCCAGCCCCUUUUAAAAGGACUCCUCAGUGGGCAGACCUCUCCGACCAACACCAAACUGGAAAAGCUGGACCCCCACCAAGUGCUACAGCUGUGUCUCCGGUACCAAGACCAUCUUCACCAGUGUGCAGAAGCGGUUGCCUUUGAUCAGAAUGCGCUUGUGAAGCGGAUCAAGGAGAUGGACCUCUCUGUGGAAACUCUUUAUAGCUUCAUGCAGGAGCGCCAGAAGAAGUAUGCCAAGUAUGCGGAGCAGAUCCAGAAAGUCAACGAGAUGUCUGCCAUUCUCCGCCGUAUACAGAUGGGCAUCGACCAGACAAUCCCGCUGAUGGAGAGGCUGAACAGCAUGCUGCCAGAGAGCGAGAGGCUGGAGCCCUUCAGCAUGAAACCUGACCGGGAGCUGAAGUCGUAGCCGAUGCUGCAGGCUUUCCCUCUUCAUCUUCCACACUCGAGCGUUCAGCGCAGACAUGCUUCCAACACACCGGCCUGGCAGAUGUUUGAAGCAGACUGCCGUGCUGCCUGACUUUCUGCCAGGGCAUCGGAGGAAGAGCAGCGUCAGCUGCUGGAACUAUGCAGCCAGGAAUCCAGGAGCUCCCUGGUCUCGUUGUUUGGAGAAGAAAAAUAACCGUUCUUUCAUCUCCCUCCUUUUGCCCUGCUCUCUCCUGCACCACUACUACCACCCUUGCUGAGACAUUCGUUUCAUUGCUGUAACUAGAUUUGGGUUUACAG